AUGAAAAGAAUUGUUCCAAUCUUCAUAUAUGUCAAGCUGUUGAUAAUCAGUCGAAUAAGUGUUUAACAGAAAAACUUGCCCAAUUAUAUCCAUCCUCUGAUAUUCUAAAUCAAUCAACAAUAAAUCAUAAUCAAAUUCAAUCAAAAAUCAAUACAAAUAAUCAAUUAUCUGAAAGUUUUACCAAAGAAGAAGACAACAAAGACGAUAAAUUUAUUGCUGAAAUUGAAUUGAUCAGUUUAAUUGGUCAACGUGAAUCCCUUCCACGUUAUCGUCUUCGAGUGGAUCCUUGUACUGCUUUCAUAGGUUAUAAAAAUAAAGACUUUAAAUCAGCCGGUAAACGAGUUACUCGUUAUUUAUCUAGCAAACAUUCCACUUUGCCUAAAUCAAUAACUGAAUUAACGACAGUCAACUCAGAAUUAAGUGAUAAUCUCAAUAUUAAUAAUAAUAAGAUAGUUGAAUAUCAUUCAGAAGAAGACUUUUCAGAAGAGGCAGAAGACGAAGAAGAGGACGACGAAUCGCUUGGUUUAACGGAAGAACAGAUUGAAAAUACUCUAGAUUACUUUAGUGAGUUUAUUUAUUUAUUUUCUUCCCUACCCGUGAAUUGA
Trichobilharzia regenti is the source of this 605-nucleotide messenger RNA. The record is from the annotation of a GenBank genome assembly. Lineage: Eukaryota; Metazoa; Platyhelminthes; Trematoda; Strigeidida; Schistosomatidae.